Knipowitschia caucasica is the source of this 870-nucleotide messenger RNA. The record is from the annotation of a GenBank genome assembly. NCBI's taxonomy places the organism in Eukaryota, Metazoa, Chordata, Actinopteri, Gobiiformes, Gobiidae.
AUGCCACCAAAGAAAGCAACGCAGACGGAAAACGAUAUGGAGGAGAUUCGUAAGGCACUGAACAGCAUGUCGGCGGAGCUGGCUAAGGUCGGAGGAGGUUUUUGUGUUUGGACAUUAAUUAUAAACAACCAGCUGCAGCUUCUGCUUCAGCAACGCCAUAUCUGGGUUAAUGCACACCUGCUCCACACGGCUCUGCUCAGACACCAGCUACAGACACCAGCAGCACAGACACCAGCUACAGACACCAGCAGCAGCUCUAUGUUCAGACACCAGCUACAGACACCAGCUACAGACACCAGCAGCACAGACACCAGCAUCACAGACGGUAUCAACACAGACACCAGCAGCACAGACACCAGCAUCACAGACAGCAUCAACACAGACACCAGCAUCACAGACAGCGUCAACACAGACACCAGCUACAGACACCAGCAGCACAGACACCAGCAUCACAGACAGCAUCAACACAGACACCAGCAUCACAGACAGCAUCAACACAGACACCAGCAGCACAGACACCAGCAGCACAGACACCAGCAUCACAGACACCAGCAGCACAGACAGCAUCAACACAGACACCAGCAUCACAGACAGCGUCAACACAGACACCAGCUACAGACACCAGCAGCACAGACACCAGCAGCACAGACACCAGCAUCACAGACAGCAUCAACAAAGACACCAGCGACAGACACCAGCAUCACAGACAGCAUCAACACAGACACCAGCAGCACAGACACCAGCAUCACAGACAGCAUCAACACAGACACCAGCAUCACAGACAGCCCCCAGCCUCCGCCACCAGCUCCAGCUCGGCGUCCUCUGAUGCGUGACCAGGCUCCAUCGCAUGCAGACAGACAGUACACCUGA